Centropristis striata (black sea bass) is the source of this 2117-nucleotide messenger RNA. Its product is annotated as adhesion G-protein coupled receptor G1-like. The record is from RefSeq and is a predicted model, not a curated record. Gene Ontology annotation, molecular function: G protein-coupled receptor activity. Lineage: Eukaryota; Metazoa; Chordata; Actinopteri; Perciformes; Serranidae. Gene Ontology annotation, biological process: cell surface receptor signaling pathway; adenylate cyclase-activating G protein-coupled receptor signaling pathway. The transcript is spliced from 11 exons. Gene Ontology annotation, cellular component: membrane. Bases 1 to 1527 code for a protein of 508 amino acids.
AUGCUCAGACACGGAGAUUGCCGCCAGCAUCAAGUGGGGUGUUAUGAGGACAAAAUUCGAGGCUGUAAACUAAGAGGCCGCUUCGCUCCAAACAUCAGAGUUCUGCAAGUGAGCUGGUCUGAAGAGGCUGAAGCGGAACCGACUCUUCAACACAGGGUUCACAUCCCAUCCUCAGCUCUGCUGAGAAGCAGAGGAGCUUCGUCUGAAAAGACGGCACGGGUGGUGGCCCAUGUGAUCAGCAGCACUUAUUUCAAGCUGUUGACACCGCUGAGUCCCCCUCAGAGAAAAGGACGCAUGGGACCAGUCCUACCGGUCCUACCAGAGCCGCCUGUCCAAAGGCAAGGCACUGUUUUGGGGGGACUAGUCCUGGCAGUGAAGGCAGGGAACCAGCCUGUCAAAAACCUCACAGAACCCAUUCAAUUAUCCUUCAAACACAACACAUCACAACAGAAGGAAAAAGGGGAAUGUGUGUUUUGGCAGGCGACUAAUGAUGGAGCAGGUUUUUGGAGCACAGAGGGCUGUGAGACCAAAAACACCGGAACUGAGUUCAUUUGCAGCUGCAACCACCUGAGCUUCUUUGCUGUGCUUGUGAACCCAGUUUUAUCAGUGGAGGAGCGUAAUGCUGUGGCCCUGAGCUACAUCACUUACAUCGGAUCUGCAUUCUCCAUCUUCUUCACAGUCCUCAGCUUGAUCAUCUAUAUAUGUCUACAACGGGUUCGUCCAGAGAAGGCUAUUGGUGUGCAUUUGCACCUAACAGCAGCAGUGUUCUGCCUCCACCUCGGCUUCUUGCUGUGCAGCUUCUGGAUUUGGAAUACAAAAGAGAGUGAGGAGGGCUGGGUUUGCCAGGGUCUGGGUUUCUUUUUACACUGGUCUCUGCUGGCCACCUUCUGCUGGACGGCUCUGGAAGGAUUCCACCUCUACCUGCUUUUAGUCCGAGUCUUUAACAUCUACAUCAGGAAAUACCUGCUCAAACUCAGCCUGGUGGGAUGGGGUAUUCCUACACUGAUUGCAGUGGUUUGCGGGAUUUUGGGUGUUUAUGGCAAAUACAGUGUGGAAGUCAUUGAUGCCAGCAACAAUUCAACAGCACAGAUAUGCUGGCUGAGCAGCAAGUUCCCACACAGGCUUUUAGUCAGCUAUGUGACUACCCUGGCCUUCCCAUGCCUCGUGGUGCUGUGUAACUCCAUCAUGCUGGGCGUAGUGGUGGUUAAACUCUGGGGGCUGAGGGCGGCUCAACAAGGCAUUGAAAGCAGCAGUGGCUGGAAGAAGAUGAAUAAAGAGAAAGCGAGCAAGUUAUGGAAGGACAGUGCCACAGUGCUGGGGCUCAGCUGUGUGCUGGGCUUACCUUGGGGCUUAGCCAGCAUCACCUACAUCUCCCUCCCUGGGAUCUACAUAUUCACUAUACUCACCUCCUUGCAGGGUGUGUUUCUGUUCCUGUGGUCCCUGGCUUUGACCUACAAAUCUCGUUCUGACAAUAACUCCUCAGUCAGAGAUCCUUCUUCUCAGAAAGUGAUGACUACCAGUUUCUGAUAUUCACACAUACAACAAAUGUAUUAUCCAUUGCCUACAUUAGGUGUUUACUGAGCUUUGGACUCCAAUUAAAUGACAACUAACAAUAACUUAAUUAAUUAAAUAAAGAUUAUAUAGACAAACAUGCACUAUGAACCCCUUCUACUGACCUUUUCUCUUAAAUAAGCUGUAUUUUGAUUCUUUUUUUAAUCACUUACUAUACAGCCUCCUUUUUAUUGAGAAAUGGGGCCACAUGACCAAUACCACGAAGGUUAUGGGGGCCGGACCAAAACUCUGAACUAAAUUCUGCUCAAUAUUAAUUUAAUCGCUUUAUGAAAUACAGUAAAUUAUCUGGUUUUGAGCUGCUACUGAUAACAAUACAUGUUAUGAUAAGACUGUUAAUGUGGAGUAAAUCAAAUAUAGCAGUAAAAAGUAGUAAAUACUCCAAUCACUAUAUCACUUUAACAUUUAUUUUAAACACAACUGUAAAUGACAUUUAGCAAGGUUCCUAUUGGUAUUUUUGUGUUAUAUAGCUUGUUUGUCAUGUUUGUACAUUUUCUAGGUGUUUUACAAUGUAAUUAGUAUGUUAAGUAUGAAAAAGGCUUCUAUAG